Salarias fasciatus (jewelled blenny) is the source of this 5385-nucleotide messenger RNA. RefSeq names its product dedicator of cytokinesis protein 3-like. The record is from RefSeq and is a predicted model, not a curated record. The coding region runs from base 1 to 5385 and encodes 1794 amino acids. Gene Ontology annotation, biological process: small GTPase-mediated signal transduction. The transcript has 51 exons. NCBI's taxonomy places the organism in Eukaryota, Metazoa, Chordata, Actinopteri, Blenniiformes, Blenniidae. Gene Ontology annotation, cellular component: plasma membrane; cytoplasm. Gene Ontology annotation, molecular function: small GTPase binding; guanyl-nucleotide exchange factor activity.
AUGCAGGGAGUUUUUCCCGCCAGCUACAUUCACUUGAAGAAAGCCAUCGUCACCAACCGAGGGCCUCAUGAGACGGUGGCGCCGCUGGAGGACCCCAUCGUGACCGAGGUCACGUCGACGCUGCAGGAAUGGGCCUUGCUGUGGAAACAGCUCUACGUGAAACAUAAGGUCGAUCUGUUCUACAAAGUUCGUCACGUGAUGAUGGAGCUGAUCGAUCUCAGAAGGCAGCUGCUGUCGGGUCACCUGACGCAGGACCAGAGCCGAGACGUGAAGAGACACAUCACCGUGAGGCUGGACUGGGGCAACGAACACCUGGGUCUGGACCUGGUGCCAAGAAAGGAGUUUGAGAUGGUAGAUGAAGACCAGAUAAGCGUGUCAGAUCUCUAUAAGAUGCAUCUGUCCAGCAGGCACAGCGUCCAGCAGAGCACCACACAGGGCGACGGCGGCCGGCAGCGACACGGCGAGCCGUGCAGGGUCCCCGUCCCCCACCACCUGCUGGUCAACCUGAAGAGCUUCACCUACAACAGCAUCGGAGAGGACACCGACAUCUUCUUCUCCCUGUACGACCUCCGGGAGGGCCGCACCAUCAGUGAGAAGUUCAUGGUGAGACUGAACAAAAACGGAGGACCAAAGAACCCAGAGAAGGUGGACCGGCUGUGUGCACUGUUCACGGACCUGAGCAACAAAGACAUGAAGAGAGAUCUUUACAUUGUUUCCCAAGUGAUUCGAACAGGCCGGAUGCUGCUGAACGACAGUAAGAAGGGUCCUCCUCACGUUCAGUACCGCCGGCCGUACGGCUGCGCCGUGCUCGCCAUGAGCGACGUGCUGCAGACCAUCUCUGAGCUCAAAGAGGAGAAGGACUUCGUCCUGAAGGUCUACACGUGUAACAAUGAGAACGAGUGGUACCAGAUCCACGAGAACAUCAUCCGCAAAUCCAGCACCAAAUACACCGCGCCCAGCACCAACUACGGUCUGAUCAUCUCGCUGCAGCUGCUCAGAGGCGACAUGGAGCAGGUCCGCAGAGAAAACCCGCUCAUUUUCAGCAGGAACGUCGCCAUCACGCGCAAGCUGGGGUUCCCCGACGUCAUCAUGCCCGGUGACAUCCGGAACGACCUGUACCUGACGUUAGAGCGAGGAGACUUCGAGAGGGGAGGGAAGAGCGUCCAGAAGAACAUCGAGGUCACCAUGUUCGUCCUGUACGCCGACGGAGAGAUCCUGAAGGACUGCAUCAGCCUGGGCUCGGGGGAGCCCACCGUCCCGGAGCACCGCUCCUUCGUGCUCUACCACAACAACAGCCCCCGCUGGAGCGAGGUGAUCAAGCUGCCCAUCCCCAUCGACCGCUUCCGAGGCUCCCACCUCCGCUUCGAGUUCCGACACUGUUCCACGAAGGACAAAGGGGAGAAGAAGCUGUUCGGCUUCGCCUUCACUCCACUGAUGAGGGAAGACGGAACGACGCUGUCUGACGAGAGCCACGAGCUCUACGUCUACAAGUGUGAUGAAAACACCACCUUCAGUAACCACGCCCUCUACCUGGGCCUGCCCUGCUGCAAGGAGGACUUCAACAGCUGUCCCAGCAUCCCGUCCAGCCUCAUCUUCCAGAGGAGCACCAAGGAGACCUUCUGGAUCUCCACCCAGCUCUCCUCCACCAAGCUCACGCAGAACGUGGAUCUUCUGGCCCUGCUGAAGUGGAAGGCUCACCCCGACCGGGUCAUGGACAUCCUGGGGCGGCUGCGGCACGUCAGCGGGGAGGAGAUCGUCAAGUUUCUUCAGGACAUUUUGGACACUUUAUUCUCCAUCUUGGACGACAACACGGACAAAUACGGUCCGCUGGUGUUUCAGUCGCUGGUGUUCAUCAUAAACCUCCUCAGGGACAGUAAAUACUACCACUUCAGGCCGGUGAUGGACACCUACAUCCAGAAGCACUUCGCCGGCGCGCUGGCCUACAAAGAACUGAUCCGAUGUCUGAAAUGGUACAUGGACCGGUCUGCUGAGGUGGUCCGACAAGACCACAUCCAGGAGGCCAUGAGGGCCCUGGAGUACCUCUUUAAGUUCAUCGUGCAGUCCCGGAUCUUGUACUCUCGGGCCACGUGUGGGAUGGAGGAGGAGCAGUUCAGGACCAGCGUCCAGGAGCUCUUCCAGUCCAUCCGCUUCGUCCUCAGCCUGGACAGCCGCAACUCCGAGACGCUCAUCUUCACCCAGGCGGCUCUGCUGAACUCCUUUCCAGCCAUCUUUGACGAGCUGCUGCAGAUGUUCACGGUGCAGGAGGUGGCGGAGUUUGUCCGCGGGACGCUGGGCAGCAUGCCGUCCACCGUCCACAUUGGACAGUCCAUGGACGUGGUGAAGCUGCAGUCCAUCGCUCGGACGGUGGACAGCAGGCUCUUCUCCUUCCCCGAGUCUCGGCGGAUCCUGCUUCCUGUGGUCCUGCAUCACAUCCAUCUCCACCUGCGGCAGCAGAAAGAGCUGCUCAUCUGCUCGGGAAUACUCAGCUCCAUCUUCUCUAUUAUCAAGACCAGCUCCCUGGACACGUCGGUGCAGGAGGAGGUGGAGAUGAUGGUGGAGUCCCUGCUGGACGUCCUCCUGCAGACGCUGCUGUCUAUCAUGAGCAAGAGCCAGUCGCAGGAGGCGGUAAGGGGUCAACGCUGUCCGCAGUGCACCGCGGAGAUCACUGGCGAGUACGUGUCCUGCCUCCUGUCGCUGCUCCGUCAGAUGACCGACAUCCACUUCCAGCACCUGAUGGAGAACUUCCAGAGCAAAGAGGAGCUGAAGGAGUUCCUGUUGAAGAUUUUAUGUGUGUUUAGAAAUCUGAUGAAGCUCAGCAUUUUCCCCCGAGACUGGAACAUCAUGAGGCUCCUCACCAGCAACAUCAUCCUGACCACGGCUCAGUAUCUCUCUCCGGCGCUGCACAAGAACUUCACUGAAGCCGACUUCGAUUUUAAGGUGUGGAACUCGUACUUCAGCCUGGCCGUGCUCUACAUCAACCAGCCCAGCCUGCAGCUGGAGAACCUGAGUCCUGCCAAGAGGAAGAAGGUUCUAGACAAGUAUGGAGACAUGAGAGUGAUGAUGACCUAUGAACUCUUCAGCAUGUGGCAGAACCUGGGAGAGAAUAAGAUCCAUUUCAUCCCCGGGAUGAUCGGCCCCUUCCUGGGAGUGACGCUGGUCCCACAGGUGGAGGUUCGGAACAUCAUGAUCCCCAUCUUCCACGACAUGAUGGACUGGGAGCAGCGCAAGAACGGAAACUUCAAACAGGUGGAGGCCGAGCUGAUCGACAAGCUGGACAGUUUGGUGUCGGAGGGCAAAGGAGACGAGAACUACAGAGAGCUGUUCGGCCUGCUAACGCAGCUGUUUGGGCCUUAUCCCAGUUUGUUGGAGAAGAUUGAGCAGGAGACGUGGAGGGAGACGGGAAUUUCCUUUGUUACGUCGGUCACACGGCUCAUGGAGCGACUGCUGGACUACAGGGACUGUAUGAAGGGAGACGAGACGGAAAACAAGAAGAUCGGCUGCACUGUGAACCUCCUGAAUUUCUACAAGUCAGAGAUCAACAAGGAGGAGAUGUACAUCCGCUACAUCCACAAGCUGUGCGACAUGCAUCUCCAGGCAGAGAACUACACCGAGGCUGCCUUCACGCUGCUCUUAUACUGGGAGCUGCUGCACUGGGACGAACGGCCGCUGAAGGAGUUCCUGCAUUAUCCGGCUCAGACCGAGUGGCACCGCAAGGAGGGGCUCUGCCGCAAAGUAAUCCACUACUUCAACAAGGGGAAGUGCUGGGAGUACGGGAUUCCUCUGUGCAGGGAGCUGGCCUUUCAGUACGAAUCUCUCUACGACUACCAGAGUCUCAGCUGGAUCCGGAAAAUGGAGGCGGCGUACUACGACAACAUCAUGGAGCAGCAGCGUCUGGAGCCGGAGUUCUUCCGGGUGGGGUUUUAUGGCAGGAAGUUCCCGUUCUUCCUCAGAAACAAAGAGUUUGUCUGCCGUGGCCACGACUACGAGCGGCUGGAGGCCUUCCAGCAAAGGAUGCUGGGAGAAUUCCCGCAAGCCAUCGCGAUGCAGCACCCGAACCAGCCGGACGAGGCCAUCCUGCAGUGUGACGCUCAGUACCUGCAGAUCUACGCGGUGACUCCGGUGCCGGACAGCGUCGGGGUCCUGCAGAUGGACCGCGUUCCGGACCGCAUCAAGAGCUUCUACCGGGUGAACAACGUGAGGCGGUUCCGUUACGACCGGCCGUUCCACAAAGGACCCAAAGACCGAGAGAACGAGUUCAAGAGUCUGUGGAUCGAGAGGACCACUCUGAUCCUCACACACCCGCUGCCCGGGAUCUCCCGCUGGUUCGAGGUGGACAAGAGAGAGCUGGUGGAGGUGAGUCCGCUGGAGAACGCCAUCUCUGUGGUGGAGAACAAGAACCAGGAGCUGCGGACGCUGAUCAGUCAGUACCAGCACAAGCAGCUGCACGGAAACAUCAACCUGCUGAGCAUGACGCUGAACGGAGUCAUCGACGCCGCGGUGAACGGAGGCAUCGCCCGAUACCAGGAGGCCUUCUUUGAUAAGGAGUACAUCAGCAGCCACCCUGAAGACACGGAGAAGAUCACUCAGCUCAAAGACCUCAUGCAGGAGCAGGUUCACAUCCUGGGCGUCGGCCUGGCCGUGCAUGAGAAGCUGGUGCACCCAGAAAUGCGUCCCCUGCACAAGAAGCUGAUCGAUCAGUUCCAGAUGAUGAGGAGCAGCCUCUGCCAUGGUCUGCCCGGUCUGGAUAAGGCCGCUCUGGUGGGAGCCGCUCCCAGAGGCAUCCUGGCCUCUCACAGCCCCAUGAGCCCCGAGAGCUUCAAGCUGCUGCACCGACACAGUGAGACGGGGAAUCUCCUGAUCCUGGCCGACGGGAUGGUGGUCGAGCACCCCGAGGACUUCUACCGCAUGCAGGCCAGCCCCUCCUCCUCCAGUCUUAGCUCCACCCAUUCUGCGCCCUCUCAGAUGAUAAACUCCGCCCCCUCCACCAUCAGAGUCGGCUCGCCGUCUCUGCCCGACAAGUACAGACACAACCGGGAGAUGCUGAUGCUGCUGCCGCCUCACAGAGAGAGGCCGAGCAGCGCCAUGUACACCAACAUCACCGAGAACGGACAGCCUACAAACCUGCAGCGGGCCCUGUUCCACCAGGUGAUCGGUCCAUGCAAACCCUGCAGCGACCCCAACCUCUCUGUGGCUGAGAAAGUGCUCACCACUCCCAGCAGCUGGAGUCUGGACAGCGGCACCAGGGAGGCCCUCCCCUUCCUGUCCGCGCACGUCGGCAGCGUCAUGGCGCCUCCGGUCCCGCCGCGCAACGUUCCUCCUGACUCGUCCAGCUCUACACUUUCUGUGUUUGUGUUCUCCGAGCUGCAGUCAAUCACGACAUGUUAA